Orycteropus afer afer is the source of this 309-nucleotide messenger RNA. The record is from RefSeq and is a predicted model, not a curated record. Lineage: Eukaryota; Metazoa; Chordata; Mammalia; Tubulidentata; Orycteropodidae.
AUGAGUAGUAACACUGAAGCCGAGAAGAUGCUGAUGGGCUUGGUCAACCUGUUUCACAAAUACACUCGAGAUUCAGAUGCCAUGGACAAAUCUGGCUUGCCGAAGAUGAUGAAGGAAAAUUUCCCCACCUUCCUGUCAGCUGGUGAAAAAAAGAACCCAGAUUUCUUAGAAAAAUUCUUUAAGAAGAAUGACAAGAAUCAUGAUGAGAAGAUCAACUUUUCUGAGUUUCUGUCCAGUGUUGGUGAAGUUGCCAUAGAUUUACACAACCAAUCCCAUGACAAGAAGCCCUAUUCUGAGGCUCAGAGAUGA